Lasiodiplodia theobromae is the source of this 1797-nucleotide messenger RNA. Its product is annotated as 2-keto-gluconate dehydrogenase. The coding region runs from base 1 to 1797 and encodes 598 amino acids. NCBI's taxonomy places the organism in Eukaryota, Fungi, Ascomycota, Dothideomycetes, Botryosphaeriales, Botryosphaeriaceae. The transcript has 4 exons. The record is from RefSeq and is a predicted model, not a curated record. Gene Ontology annotation, molecular function: oxidoreductase activity, acting on CH-OH group of donors.
AUGGCUCCGUUUGGAAUUCCAAACUUCUACGACCGUGUCGGUCAUCCGCCGCAGAACUACACUCAACAGCCCAAAAAAACCGGAGGAGGAUUUCCCGUACCUGGCAAGCAGGAUCCGAGUGCCUCUUGGGUGAUGACCAACCAUUAUUUCGUCAGUCAUGAGAAGUGGCCCACGAUUGUCAAAGAUGAAGAAUUCGACUACAUUGUGGUCGGAUCCGGUUGCACCGCUCUCGCCUUCAUCUCCGAGACUCUGCGGAUCGACCCAAAGAAGCGUAUUCUGUGCCUAGAACGAGGUGACUUUUGGCUGCCGAGCCACUUCCAAAACCUUCCGCUUCCAUUCAAGGUGGUGCUUGGGGGAGUCUCUGAGACGUUCCCUUGGACCUUGUCGGAGAAAACAUUCAAAGACCCUCUGUUGGGAUACUGCCAUGGCUCCUGCCCCUUCUUCGGCGGCAGAUCGGCCUUCUGGUCUGCCUGGUCGCCGCAACCCAGGAUCGAGGACAUGAGAGGCUUUCCUGAGUCCAUGAUCAAAGCCACCCAGGAAGCCAUAUUCUGGCCCGAGGCGAAGCGCCUCCUAAAUGUCACCAGUGCCAGCGAUGUGGACGAUACCAUCUUCGCAGGUCUUCAGGAUGUGAUUGACGAAAGGCUUCGUGAACCGGGCGACCGAAUCCCGACCACAACAGUCAGCGAACCUGCCCAGCUUUCUGUUGGCCGUCGCAGCCCAACGUCAACGCUUCGCUUCAACAAAUUCUCGGUACCUGGACCCCUUCUUCGCAUCAAAGAGGAACAGGCGGCAAAGGAGAAGGAGGGGACCGGCGCACGUCUUGAUAUUGCGCUCGGGUGUGUUGUGGAAAAGCUGAGAGCCGAUGGCGGUAUGGUUCGCUCAAUUGAGACGAGCCUUGGGCCAAUCUCAUGGGCCAACGACAACACUAAAGUCGUACUCUGCGCUGGUGCGUUCCCAGCCGCCACACUGCUGCUGAACAGCUUCGACAGCUGCGCCAAAACAGUGGGAAAGCGAGUGACGGGCCACUUCCAGACUCACAUAACCGCCAGGGUGCCGCUUUCCACCUUCGGGCCAUGGUCGCCGGCCAUCGGGAAGUCGGACCAGCCCUGCAAGCUCGAGAUCGCGGCGCACUACCUCGCAGGCGAGGACGCGGACACCAAACAGCAGUACCACGUGCAGGUCACGGCCAUCCACAGCCCGAACCCGACGGAGGACGCGGAAGACGCGGCGCGCGAAUGCCCCGACUACGCCGCCGCUGCCACGGAAGAGCAGCUGCGUGACUCGACCGAGCACGUCGUCUUCGUGUGCGCCACGCUCGGCGAGUUCUCCGAGCACAAUCCGCACAGCUGGUUCCGGCGCGACGAGCAGAACCAAGACGUCACGACCAACGUGAAGCUGCAGUACACGCUCACCGACGCCGACAGGAAGCUGUGGGACCUGAUGGACGAGGCGACAUACCAGACGAUUGAGGCGAUGUCGGGUCCCGCGCCGAAAGGAAAAGAUCUGGGGCUGGAGUACUGGCAUGAUGGUCCGACCGGUGGUUCUGGUUUCUGGUCCAGGGAGCGCCCGGAGAACGUUCGCGUUCCUGGAAUCGUGCAUGAAGCGAGCACGGCGUUUGUGGGCGGCGAGGAGGCAGGGGGCUCGGUCGACGCGCUUGGAAGACCGCAUGGCGUCCAGAACGUGUUCGUGACGGGAGGCGCCUUGUUCCCGACGGCUGGGAGCUGGAAUCCCACCUUGACCAUGUGUGGUUUCGCGCAGCACCUGGCGAGGGAGCUUAACGCGUACACCGUUACGUAG